This is a messenger RNA of Miscanthus lutarioriparius, 1071 nucleotides long. NCBI's taxonomy places the organism in Eukaryota, Viridiplantae, Streptophyta, Magnoliopsida, Poales, Poaceae. The record is from the annotation of a GenBank genome assembly.
AUGGCACACGCGGAAGCCGGAGGAUCUCUACCAGUGCCAAACGUGCAGGCACUUGCAGAAACCUACAACAGGUCAGAUGAACAGAUCCCUGGAAGAUACAUCAGGGACGAAGAGGGUGCUGAGGAGGUUAUCAUUGAUCAUGAUAUCUCUUCUGCAAUUCCAAUCAUCGAUGUCAACAAGUUGCUGGAUCCGCAGUCAUCCAAAGAGGAGUGUGCUAAGCUUGGAUCUGCCUGUAAACACUGGGGUUUCUUUCAGGUCAUUAACCAUGGUGUACCAAACGAAGUGAUCUGCAACUUCAGGAACGACAUGACUGAAUUCUUCAAACAACCACUAGAAGCAAAGAACGCGUACUCGAUGAUACCAGGCAAUCUUCAAGGGUAUGGCCAGCACUUUGUUGUUUCUGAGAACCAAAAACUGGACUGGGCAGAUUUGCUUGGCCUCGUGCUCCGUCCGAUCGAUUCAAGGAACAUGAGGUUCUGGCCUAGUCACCCUCCAUCUUUUAGGAACUCUGUAGAUAGGUACUCUUCUGAGGCAGCGAAACUAGUAUCUUGCUUGCUGAAGUUCCUGGCUAUGGACAUGGGUGUUGAGCCGCAGUCUUUCCUGGAGAUAUUCAGAGGCCAGCCUCAAAGCAUGCGGAUGACCUACUACCCUCCAUGCAAGCAAGCCAGCAAGGUGGUAGGUCUGUCACCACAUACUGAUAGAAUGGGACUGACGCUGCUACUCCAAGCAAAUGAUGUUCAGGGGCUGCAGAUCCGGAAGGAUGGCAAGUGGGUUGCCAUAAACGCCAUUGAUGGUGCAUUCAUCGUUAAUGUUGGAGACACGCUUGAGAUUCUAAGUAAUGGGAGAUACAAAAGCAUUGAGCACAGGGCCAUGGUGCACCCAACCAGGGAGCGCAUGUCAGCAGCACUGUUCCACGCGGUGUGCUCAGAUGCGAUGGUCGGCCCUCUGCCAGAGCUUGUGAAGAACGAUGGUGAGGCACGGUAUAGCUCAAUUAGUUUCGUGGAUUUCAGAAAGCGCUUCUUCGCGUCAAAGCUUGAUGGUACGAGUAACCUGGAGAGCUUGAAGAUUUAA